CACACCAUUCGCCUUUCAGUACAUACAGUCAUUGUUCGUUUCGUAUCCAGAUUCAGAACAACAGGUUAUGCGGUACACUGCAAGUGGUACCAAUAUUUUGUCGCCAUCUGGUUUUGCAUUGCUGUAACAAUCUAGGGCACACGACAUCUACUCAAGAUGGCAAACGAACAAACGAAGGAAGAGACUUAUGCUUACUACUACCACACAAAUUACAUCAGAAAUGCCCGCGCCAUCGCGAUCGCCUGGGCCAUUUUUACUCUAUGUUUCUUCAUCAUAGUCCUGGUGGUUUUUGUGCAGCCAUACUGGCUCGGUGAUGGACCCAAUGCCAAUGGAAUAGGGAACUUUGGACUGUACCGAUACUGCACGAGCUACGGUACGACGGGGGCUCAGCCCUCAUGCGAAGGAGGGGUGUUUGGCUUCGCCGGUGUAAGAGGGGCCGAUGGGGAAGUCGUCCCCGCUAUGGUGGCAGCGACUGUCUUCGUGGGAAUUGCUGUUAUUUUGGUGGCCUUAUCCAUUGUGUCCAUGCUCCUUUUUCUCUGCAAAAGCCCCCUAAAAACGGGAACUGUAUUCGCCAUUUGCGGAGCUUUCCAGUUACUUUCAGGUAUCUGCCUUUUGCUUGGAAUUCUGAUAUACCCCAGCGGUUGGAGCCAACACUCUGCCUACAAAGCGCUCUGUCAGGACACCAUCAGUUACACCGACACCAAAGGCUGUGAGCUGCGAUGGGUCUUCUUUCUUGCAAUCAUCGCUGUCUUUGAUGCUUUCAUCUUGGCCAUUCUCGCCUUCAUACUGGCCAGUAAGCAAGGCAAGCUCUACAUGGACAUGCACUUCUCGGACUACUACAAGAAUGGCAAAACAGGUAAUGGAGUUCACCCCAAGCCAAAGAAGCACGGCACAGUCAAUUCCACUAUCUUCAACACCUACCCUGCCGUCCGAGAGAACAACCGACCCCGCAUCAAUGGAUCCGCAGCCAAUGGAACUGCAGGCAGAGGAGACAACACAGAUGGCAGCAGCACCAUCCCGAGAGUCGAAGAUGACGUGUAUGCCCAGGUAAGGCCACGAUCGGUUCGUGAGGCAGAGAGCCACGGGGCUGCCGAUGACGAGUUCUCGAGUACCACCCGCAGCUCCAAGAGCACCGGGAAGUCGACCCGGAAGUCCAACAAUCGAGAGCACGAUGUCUCGGUCUGAAAGUCGGUAUUGAUCUUUGGGCUACAAGAGCAUGCGGAAUGUAGGUUGUAGCAAAUCAUAUGUGCUAGGUGUAUAUAACACUGGUUUAGUAUCUUCCAUGGAUGUGUGCCUAUGAUACCAGCGACUAUGGUCAUCUGAAUGGGGUGGUCGGUGUGGCGGGGAAGAGGGUGAAAUGUGCUAUGUCUAGUGUUCUUCCAAGAAUGUGCAUCGGAUGAUCCAGCCAGAACAUUACAAAAUACGUGAACAAAUAUUAAAAAUAUAAUGAAGUUCCGCUUUUAAAAAUUCCAUCUGCCUUUUAAAUUUCAUAUUGGAUUCAUUUGAUACACUUAGAUAUAUCUGUUCCUAAAUCACAUGACUUUAGGAAUCUUUGUCACUAUGAUGUGGAAUAUCCAUUGUUUCCUGUACACUUAAACAAAAAUG
Molecule: messenger RNA, 1605 nt
Organism: Strongylocentrotus purpuratus (purple sea urchin)
Lineage: Eukaryota; Metazoa; Echinodermata; Echinoidea; Camarodonta; Strongylocentrotidae
Product: LHFPL tetraspan subfamily member 3 protein-like
Exons: 3
Coding region: 157-1185 (342 amino acids)
Biological process (GO): sensory perception of sound
Cellular component (GO): plasma membrane
Source: RefSeq, a predicted model, not a curated record